AUGGACAAAGGAAAUUACUCUUUGUCUACAAAGGACAACGAUAAUCAAUACGGCGCUGGAUUUUUAUCAAUAUUGCCGCUAUUUUUCACAAUUAUUUUACUAGGGAACGGUCUACUCAUUCUGGCGAUAAAAUCGUUUCGGAUUCGUCGUGUUCCCGAUUUAUUAGUGGGCUCAUUGGCAGUCAUAGAUCUCCUAAAUGACUUGGGACCUGUUUUAAUGUCGAUUAUUGUGUUUCAAAUAGACUCGAAUGGAUUCAGAGAUUUACAAAUGCACACACUUUGUCAUGUUUUUAACUGGAUGUCUGCUUGUCUGCGUUUGUCUGCUUCUUUCAUCAGCACGUUAAUGGCUCUGGACUGCUUCUGCGCAACACUGCGGCCGUUGUUUUAUCGUACCAAAGUCACGUGUGUUAAUGUCGCCAAAAUUAUUGGCUGCGGCAUAUUGUCAGCGGCUUUCAUCGCCGCUUUGCCCGCUAUAGGCUGGGGGCCAGUUAAUGCUCAUAGGGGCCUGUGCUCGUUUGACUUUGGAAGCGGCUUCGCUCUUUUUAUUGCCAUAUUAGGUUACAUCCAGCUUUCUGUGGUGCUGACCAGCUUUAUCGCUGUCUCACUUAAAAUGAGAAGAUACCAGGGAAGACUGGAUCGAUUGAAACGCGGAAGGACGCUGACCUUUCAGAAUGGUAAACUGCAGGCUAUGGAAACAUCAACACAAGGAAAGGAUAAUCGAAUUAAAGAGAUGGAAGAAAAUUGUAAGCAAGGCAACGAUGAUGUGCCCACCACGACGAGAAAAAUAAGUACUUUAUCAGAGCUGGCGCAAGAAAACCGUCCCAGAAGCCCCCGCAAGGAAAGAAUAAAUAGUCGUAUUAAGGAGAGCCGCCAGUUCAUAAAGGUUCUUCAGUCAGCGGUUUUUCUCUUCUACGUUAGCUGGCUACCUAUCGUUGUAUGUAUACCAUUUUAAAUUUCUACUUCCUUAAUUUUCAGUGCAAAAUAGACGAAAAAGGUUUCAUUUUAACCCCACUGAGAAACUCAGGCCGACAACUUCAUUUUCUAAUAAAUCAACUGAAGGCUGUUUGAAUGACUUUAAAAUUUUUCGUUUUGUUGUUGCUACCGUAGAUAAGCAUUACAUUGGAGCUUGCCACCCAAAAGCACCGAGACGUUCUUCAAUCACUUUCUGCACAGAUGUCCCUGGUUAACUCAAUUUUCAAUCCUUGGGUUUACUGUGCCUUAUCCCGCCCUUACCGGAAGGCUUACCUCUACGUCCUCAGGCGGGUGGGGAGAGUGUGCGGUAUCAAGCAAUCCCGUCCGGCAGACAUUAUGGCACUUAAUAAUAUGAGCAGUAGGCUUCGAACCUCGAGU
Porites evermanni is the source of this 1349-nucleotide messenger RNA. Lineage: Eukaryota; Metazoa; Cnidaria; Anthozoa; Scleractinia; Poritidae. The record is from the annotation of a GenBank genome assembly.